UUCCCAGCCCGCCGCCUCGCAGCGCGCGCUUGGUGACCCCAGCUAGCCGGCCUUGUCCUUCGAUCAAAGUCGUCUGGAUUCGCGCUUCGAGAACAAAAUCCAUAUUAGCUUUCGUUCAAAGCAGGCCAGGUAAAGGCAAGGGGACAAGUGUCAAAACUAUAAACUAGCUAGCCUAGAUGCAUUAGAACUUACAGGGGCCGCUGCGGUAUACUACUACUACUUCUCCAGGACCAAGUUCAACAACGUUAGUGACAGUUGGCAGUAGUGUCUGUAAAACACCCAUAAAACUGUGUUUAAACAAACUUUGUCCAGGGAGUCUGAAAACUGCAGAUGUUGAAAAUCCUCAAUCUUCAAAUAGUCAACAGCAAAAUCAAGAUAGUAGUGAACGUGAGCGCUUUAUAGAAGUCCACGGUCAAACUCAUCAAGGAAGUGCAGAAGAUCCUGUUCCUGGGACGAGUUCACCAAAUGAUGAAACUGAUAGAUCUACACUAUUAAACCAGACAAGGUCUUCAGAUCGUCUUACAGAGAGGAGUGAAAUACCUGAAGGAAAUCAUUCAAUUGGAACUACUACUACCUCGCCUGUGGUUAAUGCUGAAAUCCACGGUCAAACUCUUCAAGGAAGUGCUGAAGAUCCCAUUCCUGUGACAGGUUCACCAAGUGAUAGAUCUUCAGAUAGUCUUACAGAGAGGAGUGAAUUAAUUGAAGAUUGUGGAGGAAGACCAUUGACCGCAGCUGAGCAUCAAAGAGAAGUUAUGGCUAUGGCUAACGAUAAGAUGAAAGAUGUAUAUUUUGUGUCUUCCUCCGACAAAACACCUCAUUUCAAGAAAAUGAAGGAUAUGUUUCUGCAAAAUGGGUGGACAUUCACAUCAAAAGUUGAUGCACCACUUGGUGAGCCAGUGAUGAACAAUGCCGAAGAAGCUGUCUGUACUCAUAAACAUAUUGUUGUGUUAUUUGACAAGGGUGACUGUAUACAAAAAUUUGGGGAAUAUAAUAUGACGAUGGAGAUGGCCUUCCUAUCUUUGAGAGAAAAUGAGAUUGGACGUAAGAUUAUACCUAUUCGAUGUUGUGAUGAAAAACUAGUUCCGUUAAGGCUUAGAUGUUUGAGGGGACGUGCAAUUAAUGAUGAUGACCUGGAAGAGAAGAUGAAACAAGCCAUUGGGAAAAGGAUUAAGAUUGAAAGAGAAGCACAGCUUUGUUCUGUGUCAGGUGAACAAACGUUGACGUCCGGAACAGAUGAGAUGGAUGUAGGUAAUGGAAGAUUUCCACUACUCAGAAAUAUUCUCACAAAUGAAUACUUCAUGGAUCUUGCUCAGGAGAUUGGAACUGAAUGGAAAGAUCUUGCCCUUCGACUGGAGUUCUCCAAGGCAGAAAUUGAACGUAUAGAAGAUCGUGAGAGGGAUAUUAAAUACCGAACCUUGGAAAUCCUUCAGUGCUGGCAUCAGAGAACAUCUAAUGUAAAAAUGGGGAGGAAAGUAGAGAUUCUUUGUAAAUCCUUGUUGAAAUGUGGUCGGGAAGAUCUCUCAGAUAAAGUGAAAGCAGAUGCUGAACAUUGCUCUUAAAGGGCAGAUCAGAUAUUUGUUGCAAGUAAAAGUUUAAUCUGCUUCAAAUGUUAUGAUUAUAAGAAAUUAAAUUAAGUUUCCUUUACGUUUUAUCCAGCUUGUGACCAAGUCAUAUCUGACAAAGUCCUUUGUAUAAAAUUAAUGUGAUAAGAUGGGAAAUGUGAUGGAUUUUUAAUUGCUUUUAUAGUUGUUACUAAGAGUUUUGUAGACUUGUACUUUUAUCCCUGUCCUUAUCAUUCAAAAUUAAGUUGAAUGUGGCACUACUACAAUAGGUAUACACUCUUUACUCUAAUUGCUGUAUUUCACAUAAACUUUUGCAAGUGUAGAAAUCACACAUUCUGAGGCUUGUUUGUAUAGGAAUUCACUAAGACCAUACUUGUUUCAUUAACCAAAUGAUGCGAGCGCGAAGCGCAAACACUUUGAUAUUCAGAUCAGAAAAAGGGACAUUUUAAGGACCGAUUUGAGGAAAUCAUGAAGAGCAGACAUAUCUCACCAAUCCACUAAUGCGAACGUAAGCAAGGACUGUAAAUGUUUUGUAUUAAGACCUUAAAAGGGGGCGAUCACUUUAAGUAGUCAUGAAAAAGAAGCAUAUGUCACUACAUAAAACAAUAUCUCAAAAUGCGAGGAAAUAUAUUUGAUGUAUAUUGAUUUGAAAAGGGGAUGUUUUAGUACAACAGGAUUAUAUAUCGCGUUAAACAGACACUGCGAGCACCAGGAACGAAGAACACAUAUAUGCCCUGAGCAAAUUAUAUUUCAUAAAGUUAGUUUGAAAAAAUUUCUUAUGCAAUAUAACAUAAUAUAUAUUUAUAUAACAUAUUAUAAUGUAUAAUGAUUUCUUCUUCCCAACUACGUUUCUCUUUCUUUUUCUCCUUUUCCCCGGUUUUUUUUUUUUGCCAGCUGAUUGGCACGUGCCCCCCCCCCCCAUAGUUACGCCACUGCAUGCAUGGACUAUGCUAAUUCAGCUCACAAUACUUUUUUUUUUUUUUGUAAAGAACAGCUCUGUGUGUACACAGUACAAUGCGAUGCCCAAAUCACUAUGAUUAAUAGACUUAAUGAACUCUGUUUCUAUUGUGAAUAGAAUGUGACUUGAGUCGAACAAAGUGGGCAAAGAGUUAAAUGUAUUUCUUAGGGUACGUUAGUGGUAAUGAAAACUUUUUGUAGCAUACAUAUAUAUAUGUAUAUAUAUAUAUAUAUAUAUAUAUAUGUGAUAAAUUAUACAUGUUCAACAGCUUUGGCAACUCUUAUUAAAAUAUUUUGUGAAAGAAAUGGAUGAAAAGAACAAUGGUAGGUGUAGCUUAAAUCAAGGUUCCCCAGAGUCAUCUGCCCUUUGGAAAAAUUGGUGAUGCUGAAAAAAUGUCUUAGAUAAAUUUUGAUUGCUGCAGAUAUUUUUUUUAUUCUAGUAGGGUAAUUGUGAUAAACAUAAUUACUGUCAUGAUUCUUUGAUAAAUCAUUGUUGUAACUGAAUUCAGUACUCAAGGUUGUGUGUGAUAAGGCAGUUGAAUUUACUGUAUCAGUACUUCAUAAGCACCAUGAUAUUUUCCUGUCAAAUGUUUCAAAAUGAUUCCACAUUCCUUAAUGUGUCAAUUGCACUUUAAAAAGAAAUCGUUAUUGUAAAUCAGUAUGAUGUAGGACCUAUAUAUUCCCUAGUGAGGUCUCCACAUGUGUUUGGAAUUUAAGCAUUUUUAUAACUCUUCCAUUUUGUAACUUUUAUUUUUGUAGCUGCAUUCAAUGCUAAAUUUUUUUUUAUUGGCAAUAACCAGAGAAUGAUGUUUGUGUACUCAGUAACGAUUGGUCUUUUUAUGCUAUUUGUAAUUGUAUCAUAUGGUAUGUAUAUUCCAUGUUCGCUGCAUUCAUGUAAUUUGUUUAAUAUGAGCAUGAACUAUCUUGUCAGCAUAAUGUACUUAAUAUAUCCAUUUGAUAUUUUUACAAAUGUUUUGCUUGAUUUUAAACUAAGGAAAUUUGUUACAAUUUUAUAGAUCAAAUUCUUGACACAUUUUUGAGUAGAUAUUCAUUUGCUUUAAAUAAUCAUGUGUUUGGGUUUUUUUAUUUUAGAAACAUUUUUUAAUACUGAUUUUGGAUCAGGAUGGUGUUUCAUGAUAAAGCUGUUUGUAAGUUACACUUAACUUUAUUUACAAAUGACUGUUGGAUUGAAAUGUUUUUGAGUACUGAGUGUGACUCAGUCAUUUUGAUUUCUUUUAGCUAAAGUUGAAAUCCCACUUUUUUUAUUAAAACUUCUGCUUUUAAUUAGCAACUGAAAUUAUGCAAAGGUUUAAUAUUAGUCUAAAAAGAUUAGAGUUUAAAGAAGGCUCAUAUCUCUUGUGUUCAAUAGACUAUAUCGCCCGAAAUUUAUGCCAGUUGUAGAAAACAAAUGCUCGUUUGCGAUAAUAAAAUUAUAUACAAUGUAUGAUUUGGUAAUUCUUACAUUAUACUCAUUUAAGAUGUGGGAGAUGUUAUAUAUAUAUAUAUGUGUAUGGCUGCUUUUUUGCUAUAAUAGUUUGCCUCUGCAUUUUUAUUUCAUGACUUUAUCUUAUGCUUAAAAUAUUGUAUUCAUAUCUAAAUUCUGUUAUCACUCCUCUGUUAAACUUUGGUGACAUAGUAAUGGGCUUUAUUGUCAUAUUAUGAUUCUUAUGAAGACAACAGGAAUACACUUGUAGAAAAGAUGACUUUGGAUGGUCCUUUUCAGGACCAACAUAUGCCCACGAAAGAAUACGUGGUGUACCAUGAAACCCACUACACUCAUGAUUACUCUCAUGUAUUUGUAAAUUUAUUUUGAGCUUUGACUACACAAUAUAUGCAGAAGCUCCUGCAAAAAGAAUGUAUAGAUCGAUCCAAGGCAUGAUUGAAGGAGUUCAACAUAACCAGUCGACACACCUAUGUAAUCAUGCUCCAUGGAAAUUGUAAAAAAGGCUGGUCUACAUUCAACCAAGUUAGUGUAUUGGGAAGAUGUUUCAGGAGUUGUCAAGUUGGCUGAGUUAUGGAAAGCCAAAGUGGGUUUCUCAAUGAUUUUUGUCUCACCUGCAUAGCAGAGUGAGACUAUAGGCGCCGCUUUUCCGACGGCGACGGCGGCGGUGACGGCGGCGGCGGCGUCAACACCAAAUCUUAACCUGAGGUUAAGUUUUUGAAAUGACAGCAUAACUUAGAAAGUAUAUGGACCUAGUUCAUGAAACUUGGCCAUAAGGUUAAUCAAGUAUUACUGAACAUCCUGCCUGAGUUUCAUGUCACAUGACCAAGGUCAAAGGUCAUUUAGGGUCAAUGAACUUAACCAUGUUGGGGGAAUCAACAUCAAAAUCUUAACCUAAGGUUAAGUUUUUGAAAUGUCAUCAUAACUUAGAAAAUAUAUGGACCUAGUUCAUGAAACUUAUACAUAAGGUUAAUCAAGUAUCACUGAACAUCCUGCAUGAGUUUCACAUCACAUGACCAAGGUAAAAGGUCAUUUAGGGUCAAUGAACUUUGGCCGAAUUGGGGGUAUCUGUUGAAUUACCAUCAUAACUUUGAAAGUUUAUGGAUCUGAUUCAUGAAACUUGGACAUAAUAGUAAUCAAGUAUUACUGAACAUCCUGUGCAAGUUUCAGGUCACAUGAUCAAGGUCAAAGGUCAUUUAGGGUCAAUGAACUUUGGCCAAAUUGGGGUAUUUGUUGAAUUACAGCCAUAAAUUUGAAAGUGUGUUGGUCUAGUUCAUAAAACUUGGACAUAAUAGUAAUCAAGUAUCACUGAACAUCCUGUGCGAGUUUCAGGUCACAUGAUCAAGGUCAAAGGUCAUGUAAGGUCAAAGAACUUUGGCCACGUUGGGGGUAUUUGUUGAAUUGCCAUCAUAUCUCUAUAAGUGUAUUGGUCUAGUUCAUAAAACGUGGAAAUAAGAGUAACCAAGUAUCACUGAACAUCUUGUGCGAGUUAUAGUAGUUUUCAAAAUCAGCACUGCUGCUAUAUUGAAUCGCGUGAUGCAGGUGAGACGGCCAGAGGCAUUCCACUUGUUAGUUACAUUAGCCGAAGUUCGAAUCUGCAGGUUUUUAUAGUCAUUUUAUUUACUGUAAUCACUUAUUUUGGUGCCGAUUAUGUAUUUUUUUAUUACAUUAAUACGAAAAUAAUGUGAAGUAGAGACAAACAUCUUUUCUAUCCUCUCCUUGGUUGGCAGAGACACGGAGGGAUGAUCAUUUGAUUUAAUACACCUUUUUUUAAAUUUGUGAUAGCUUUACAAUUUAUGAAAGAUCCCCUGGUAUAGUUUUAAGUGAAGAAAUUUGUUCAGUCUAUCAUUGUAUCAUUAUGUGAUAAUAAAGUGAUAUGAAUUUGUAAAAAUCAUAACUCGUGCUGAAAAUACUAUUGAUUUAUUUACCACUCUGUUUUCUCUUUUUAUAUGUAUAGAUAUUGCUUAGAUUUGUUCAAUUGUAUAGUCAAAUGAAUUUAUUGGGUUACCUGGAAGAUAUCAUUACAUUGAUAUUAUUAUCAUUACAUACAUAUAUGGUAUCUGAAUUAAACGAUUGGUUUACAAAA
This is a messenger RNA of Lytechinus pictus (painted urchin), 6046 nucleotides long. RefSeq lists its product as uncharacterized. Gene Ontology annotation, molecular function: protein binding. The transcript has 7 exons. The record is from RefSeq and is a predicted model, not a curated record. NCBI's taxonomy places the organism in Eukaryota, Metazoa, Echinodermata, Echinoidea, Temnopleuroida, Toxopneustidae. Gene Ontology annotation, biological process: signal transduction. The coding region runs from base 753 to 1559 and encodes 268 amino acids.